Molecule: messenger RNA, 1861 nt
Organism: Pieris rapae (cabbage white)
Lineage: Eukaryota; Metazoa; Arthropoda; Insecta; Lepidoptera; Pieridae
Gene: mRpS30
Product: 28S ribosomal protein S30, mitochondrial
Exons: 5
Coding region: 165-1805 (546 amino acids)
Biological process (GO): translation
Cellular component (GO): mitochondrial large ribosomal subunit; mitochondrion; ribosome
Molecular function (GO): structural constituent of ribosome
Source: RefSeq, a predicted model, not a curated record
AUUAAAGAUACAUACUUAGUACAUAGACUACAUACAACAAAAUCUUCCUAGUUACGAUAAAUCAAUUACAGAAAAAUAUUUAUUUAUUGUAUUUAUGUAGAACCUUCAAAAUCGUUGAUUAUGAUUUAAUUUAAAUAGUGUAAUUAUAUAAUAAAAAUAUCGAGAUGCUUUCUGUUAGAGGACAGAGAGUUUUUACCAAAGCAAAAAAAUUAACUUUACGUAGGUAUGCCCAAGUCGCCUUAACGGAGGAAAAUGAGUAUACCGAAACCCCAAACUAUCCUCAAAUUCAAGACAUGUCUUUACAAGCAAGAAAAUUACGAAAAAGACAAGCAGUAUAUGAAAAAAUUAAAAAGAUUGACACAGUUGAAGAAAAGCAAAUUGCUCUAAAUAUGCCUCGUUAUUAUGGAUGGCCAUGUAUUAUGUUAAGAGACGAUCGCUUCCCAUACAGUGCUUUGCCUCUUGUACAGUUCUAUACAAGAACUCAUUUUAAAUCAAUUGAAACCCUUCCUACAGCAUACAGUGAGACUUCAGAAUUAGCAGACUCAAUUGUUAAUGAAAUAAAAUCUCAAGUUGAAGACUGUAUUGUUAUGGAAAACAUCAGUAUAAGGAGGAGUGAUGAUUACCUGUUGAAAGAGUCACAAAAAGAAGACAACCUAGCAAAAAAUAUUGUAAGACAAAUAAACAGGAUUAUAACUAACAAUGCUGCAGAUAAAGUGCCUCACAUAUUACCAUCACAGAUUGAUUAUGAUCCAAGACAUGAAGCAUUUUGGUUUAUGGGAGGUUCUAACGUUCCAGAUAAUGUUGUGAAUUGGAGAAAACAAUAUGCUCCCCUAAAAGAUAGAUUGUAUGAACCAAUUGACCGGCCUGUACAAUAUAAAGGAACACCAAUUUUAACAGUUAGAAAUCACCUACCAUUGAAGCCAUUUGUUCCAUACAGUGAGGCCACAAACCCUGAAUUUAAGGUUGAAAAGUUUUCUUACUUUCCUGAGAGUGUUGGUUAUACUGUAGAGUUUAGACAUGGAACAAACAUACCAGGAUUUUGGCCAGGUGAUAUAGAUGAGUUUGGACUACUCUCAUUUCAUGGUAGAGGACACAUUUUAAAUCGAAAGGAAUCAUAUGGUCCACAAGAUAAUUUAGAGGCCUUACAUUGCCAAGCUAUGUUAGCCAGCUUCGGUUGGUUAUUAGCUCAGGCUAACUACCAAGGAUUUACAUCAUACAAUGACAUAACAUACCCAUUAUCCACUCAAACAGUUAUUACCAAUGGACACUUUAUAUCACUCUAUGCAUACCAACUAAAUACAAUAACCAUGAAUAUUGAUAUGAUUGACAAAAAUUUGAAACACAACAUUUGUUUUGGAACUGCACCAAUGAAAUUAUUUGAAACUAUUGAAAAUAGUCAAGUAAAAGGCCUUAAUCAAGAUGUUUUAAAAAUGCUAGUUCAGUUUUAUCUAAAUACGCCAGAAGCACGUGAACAUGAAAUGAAGCCCUAUCUUGGUAAGGAUACACAGGUUGUAGCUGAUAUAGAAGAUGAUAAUAGACGUUGUUGGCUUGAAGAUAGAUAUAAACAUUUAGUUUCUAAUCGUCCCAAACAUAAUUUACUACCAGAGGUAUAUCUUUGGGAAGACAUUUACAAAAUUAAACACAAAACGCGUUUCUUCGAAGCUAAAAGAAGGCCAUUUGAAUUAGGUGUGAAUCCAUACAAACGCAGACUAGAUGAACAUCUGCCACCGUAUAUACCCAAAGUUUUGAGGCCAUAUCCAAGAGCUAGAAAGAAGUUUGAAACCACAUACUAUCCUGAAGUGUGAAGUCUCUAGUAUAAGAAUAUUAAAUGAAUGUAGAGAAUAAAAUAUGUAACUAUAAA